Messenger RNA from Huiozyma naganishii CBS 8797, 1521 nucleotides. It is a transcript of the gene MET3, whose product is annotated as sulfate adenylyltransferase. Lineage: Eukaryota; Fungi; Ascomycota; Saccharomycetes; Saccharomycetales; Saccharomycetaceae. Gene Ontology annotation, molecular function: sulfate adenylyltransferase (ATP) activity. The coding region runs from base 1 to 1521 and encodes 506 amino acids. Gene Ontology annotation, cellular component: cytoplasm. The transcript has a single exon. The record is from RefSeq and is a predicted model, not a curated record. Gene Ontology annotation, biological process: sulfur amino acid metabolic process.
AUGCCCGCUCCUCACGGUGGUGUGUUGAAGGAUCUUGUCGCGAGAGACGCUGCGAAGCACGAUGCGUUGCUUAAGGAGUCCGGGACGCUGGUACAGUGGACUCUGACUGCAAGACAGAUCUGCGACGCAGAAUUGAUCCUUAACGGUGGGUUUUCUCCCCUAGACGGGUUUUUGAACGAAUCGGACUACCUCGGUGUAGUGAACGAAUCACGUCUUAAGUCGGGGGCCCUUUGGACUAUCCCAAUCACUCUGGAUGUGUCUGCCACUUUUGGGGCCAGCCUUAAGCCAAACCAGAGAAUCACACUGACUCAAGAUGGGGAGAUCCCCAUUGCCAUCUUGACCGUGCAGGACGUCUAUAAGCCAGAUAAGUCCCUAGAGGCGGAGAAAGUGUUCAGGGGCGACCCAGAACACCCGGCAAUAGUGUACCUCAACGAAACCGCCGGUGAGUACUACGUUGGUGGGUCUCUAGAGGCAAUCCAAUUGCCAGUCCAUUACGACUACCCUGGGCUGAGAAAGACCCCAGCUCAGCUAAGACUAGAGUUCCAGUCGAGAAACUGGGACCGUGUGGUAGCCUUCCAAACAAGAAACCCAAUGCAUAGAGCUCACAGAGAACUCACCGUUAGAGCUGCAAGAGAGACAAACUCAAAAGUGCUUAUUCACCCAGUGGUUGGUUUAACGAAACCGGGGGAUAUCGACCACCACACACGUGUGCGUGUCUACCAGGAGAUCAUUAAGCGGUACCCCAAUGGGAUUGCGUUCUUGUCCCUCCUACCACUCGCUAUGAGAAUGGCCGGUGACAGAGAGGCAGUCUGGCACGCGAUUAUCAGGAAGAACUACGGUGCAUCCCAUUUCAUCGUGGGGAGAGACCAUGCGGGGCCAGGGUCUAACUCGAAAGGUGUGGACUUCUACGGGCCAUACGACGCCCAGGAACUCGUAGAGUCAUACAAGAACGAACUCGAAAUCCAGGUCGUACCCUUCAGAAUGGUCACGUACCUCCCAGACGAGGACCGCUACGCACCAAUCGACGAGAUCGACACCUCGAAAACAAGAACGUUGAACAUAUCGGGGACAGAGUUGAGACGCCGUCUCAGACUGGGCGGUGACAUCCCAGACUGGUUCUCGUACCCAGAAGUCGUCAAAGUCCUUAGAGAAUCAAACCCACCAAGACCGAAGCAAGGGUUCGCUAUCGUCAUACCAAACGACAUCAAAGUCCCUGCGAACCAAUUGUCGAUCGCACUACUGUCCACGUUCUUGCAAUUCGGCGGUGGUAGAUUCUAUAAGAUCUUCGAACACCACAACUCGGACGCAAACUUGUUGUCGUUGAUCCCAGACCUCAUCCAAUCGGGCACUGGGCUGAUCGUCCCCUCCGAGUGGGACCAAUCUAAGGCCGCAGUCAAGCACCAGAACUUGUACAAGUUGGGCACGGACAUCAAACUUGACGCAUCAGACGCAAACAACAUUAACCAUAUUGUGCAGAAAGUGGUCCUGUUCUUGGAGGACAACGGAUACCUCGUCUUCUGA